This is a messenger RNA of Magnolia sinica, 1852 nucleotides long. RefSeq names its product BTB/POZ domain-containing protein At3g19850. Lineage: Eukaryota; Viridiplantae; Streptophyta; Magnoliopsida; Magnoliales; Magnoliaceae. Bases 69 to 1667 code for a protein of 532 amino acids. The transcript has 3 exons. The record is from RefSeq and is a predicted model, not a curated record.
ACGAAUUCGCAUAAAUAAGCAACUGAGAAAUCUCGUCUCGCUACCAAUCCUCUCUCUCUCGCACAGCAAUGCAAGAGCUCUGUGAUCUGAAAGUCCAUAUCAAUGGCCAGCAUACAUUCUUCCUGAAUCAGAAAAUCAUCUCCUCAUUCUCUGGAAAAUUGGAAAAGAUGAUAAAACAAGAAAACAAGAAAACCCAGAUCAAGAUCAACGGCUUCCCAGGUGGGCCACAUGGGUUCGAGUUGGCCACAAGAUUCUGCUACAACAAUGGACGGAUACAGAUCACCCCAUCAAACAUCUCUAUCCUCUACUGCUCUGCAAUCUUCCUUGAAAUGACGGAAGAAAUCUCAAGCUGCAAUCUCCUACAGCAGACAGAAACCUUCCUCGAUGGGCUUUUCUAUUGGACUUGGGCUGAUAUCUUGGAGUCCUUAAAGGCCUGUGAUUCUUUCUUCUCAUCUGCAGAUUCUUCAGGCCUCCUUCAGAAGCUCAUCUCAUCUCUUCUAGUGAAAAUCAAUGCGAAUUCAGAUUCUCUUCUGACGGCUUCCUCUUCAUCGUCUUCUUCAUCUCCUGAAACUCCAUCUGGUUUCAGAUUCUCUUCUUCUAUCAAAACCCCAGAUUCCUUCAAACGUUCUUCUUCAAAUAAAGCAUCAUGGUGGUUUGAUGAUCUGACCAUUCUACCCCCGAUGAUUAUCGGAAAUAUCGUCAAGGCCAUGGAUGAUCUCGGGCCGGAUAGUAACACCCUCAUCAUUAUCAAAUUCCUCUUGCAUUACCUUAAAACCAAUCUCCGGCGUAUCGGAUUGGGGCCCGAGUAUCGCAGCCUCGCAGACAUUGCAGUGGAUGGGGUGGUUUCCAUGGGCAAAAGCGGGUUUUCGUGCAGGGGGCUGUUUUGGGUGUUGAGAGUAGUGAGUGGUGUGGGGCCCAGUAGGGAGUGCAGGAGCCGAUUAGAGGCGUUGAUUGGUGGGGUGCUCGAUCAAGCGACGUUGGAUGAUCUGCUGGUGUCAGGGCAUGAUGGGGGUGUUUAUGAUGUUAAUCUGGUUUUGAGGCUGAUAAGAGUUUUUGUUAAUGGGGAAGAUGGAAUGUGUUUGAUGAAGUUGAAGAAGGUUGGGAGAUUGAUUGAUAAAUACAUGGGUGAGAUCUCUCCUGAUCAGAGCUUGAAGGUUUCAAAGUUCCUCGCUGUUGCUGAGAGCUUGCCAGAUUCUGCUAGAGACUGCUAUGAUGGGGUCUACAGGGCUAUAGACAUUUAUCUUGAGUCGCACCCGAUGGUCCCUGCAGAGGAGCGGGCAAGGCUAUGCAGAUGCCUGAACUAUGAGAAGCUGACGCUGGAAGCGUGCAAGUACCUAGCAAAGAGUCCAAAAAUCCCCCCAAGGAUUGCAAUCCAAGCACUUAGCUCCCAGCAAUCCAAGUUCCAAUGCAAAGAGGCCAGCAAUAACAAGGAAACAACCGACACUCGUGUCGUUACAUAUGUGGGGCCACCGCCGCUGCUGGAUAUGGACAAGGACACUUCAGUGGACAAGGAAGAGAUGAGAUUGAAUCUUCUGAGAAUGCAAUUUAGGGUGAUGGAACUAGAGAAUGUGUGUAGAGAGAUGAAGGGUCAGAUGUCAAAGAUUGUAAAGGAUAAUAAGGUCAUAAUCAGUCCUGGCCACAAUAGAUCAAUGCCCAAACUUUGUUGAUUCCUUCCCUCUCUCUUUUUCUCUCAUGAAAUGUGUUCAGUUGUCAUACAUUGUAUUUUUUUGGUGAUGGUUGAGAUUAAAGGGUAUUUUGGUAAUUUUGUAUAAUGAAAGUGUAAAUAGGGGCAUAAAAUGUAUGUACGGUGGGUGAGAAACAUGUGGGAGCAGAGCAUUGGUUUUGGUCCAUU